GGGCGAUGUUCGUUACAGUGGCAAGAAAAAACUGUAUGAGAACAAACACUUCAUGAAUAGAGAGAGGUGAUUGAGCUAUGGAGAAGCUGGAUCACGUAACAGUAUCUAUCCUUACAGCUGCAUGCAUUGACGAGCCCAUGCUCUUAACUUUGAGCCGCGAGGAUCUGAGGGACCUGUUUCCUGGGCCUGAACACUUUCUCACUAGAAAGCGUGUGUGGUCAGUAAUUCACCCUGAGGAAGACCGUCCUGUAACACAGACCCCUGAAACAUAUUCUUCACCCAGGGUAGUUCCAACAGCCAGGCCUCAAAGUCCUGAUGCUAAAAAAAGCCAGCAGAAGACCUUGCAGCUCCCCAGUCCUCCGGAAUAUGUAGUGUACACAGACAGUGAGUUGGAGCAAUGCAGAAAGAGUUACUAUGAUUUGGCCCAUGUUAGCCGGGAACAUGAAUGUGUCAUGUCCAAAGAACUGAGAUGCAGACUAGUGAGAAAUACAAUCACAAGUAUGGUGUCCCUUUUGAGAGCAAGCGAAGGCCAAAUGGAGCGAUACCCCUCUAAGAACGAAAUCACUGCAAUGGCCAAAAUAAUCGUGGAAUAUUAUCCUAUGCUAAAGGAUAAUGAUGCAAGCGUGAAACACGAGAGCAUCAACGCAAAGUUACUAAAAAGGCUGCAAAAUAUUAAAACUCCUGUAAAAAAGCAACGGCCAACACCAGACAGGGGCCGGCCAAAGAGAAGACUCACUGACCUCUCUCCAACUGAUAAAGAAGCUGAUGAUGAAGAUGUUGAUUGCAGUUCUUCCAGUGGUGCAUCUAAUCUGCUGUUAUCACCUGCAAGCAGUUCUGAUGCUUCCACUUCAUCUGGCAGGGUUAGUCCGCAAAUACAAGCAAGACUUUACAGAACAUUACAAGAAAUGUGCAAGAAGCCGAAACCAAACCAAGAAGAUGUGUCCCAGUUAUUAGACCUCGAGUUUGACUCCAGAAGAGCCUUCAUUGACUCAGACUCCUUGAAAGAGGAGAACAGAGCUUCCCACAUCUUGGAUGCAUAUCCAUGCUUUAAAGAACUGCAUCAUGUGUUGGGUGAGCUGCGCAGAAUUUUGGAUCCACACAACAACAAGUUCAUCAGUCAAAUCAAACAAAGAUGGCAAGAAUUUUGCUCCAGGGUGGAAUUCUAUGGUGUGUCAAAGAAGGCAAUGAAUCCACCAAUGACUAUGGACAAAACUGAAGCCCAUCUUGCAUUGAUGAAGGCUCUUCCAACACUCUUUCCCUCACCUGCCCAUCCACCCAAAAAGAUGGGGACUGCUUCUGAUGCAUUUCUACAUGUCCUGAAGCCUACAGAAGAUCCAGAUGCAGUCCUCCAGAAACGAAGCUUGUCAUGUCCAGUGGUGAUGUUCGAUGGAUGCAAGUGUGUUAUUGCUGUUGGGAAUUUGCCAGUUACAACAUUUGACAAAGAAAAACUUGGUGAGGCUAUGAUUUAUGUGAUGGCAUACUUUUAUACACUCCAUCUGACUUAUCCCAAAUGCGUGGCAACCCUACUGUCUGUCAUUCAGACAGAAGUUCUCCAGGAUGCUAUUCAUGAGCGUGACACUACAUCAUAUUACAAAAAAGCCCUGGCCGAAUGGUACGCAUUUAUUGGAAAGUAGUUGUACAUUUAGUGAGAUUAUGGGGUACAGUUACUGAUGGAACUGUAAUUUAAAGAGCUGCACAGACCAGAGAUCCCCCCUUUUCUUUCACUUAGUUACAUUCAAUGUAUUUUAUAUUCAUUAUUGUGCCUUUUACUAUAACAUUCCAGGUUCAGUCGGUCAGACAAUAGGAUUAUGUUGAAAUCCUCAUGUUUAAUCCACCAUCAUCUAUGGCCUGCAGAUGGUUACUGAAAUAUCUCAUGUCUCUGACCAAAUGAACCUUGAAAGUUAUACUAAAAACCUGUUGAUUUAUGCUUGUGAUAUUGUUCAUGUUGUUUCUAUUAUAACAUUGGUUUUGGUUUUAUGUUGAGGACAACACAGAACUCUUCAUCAUGUUCUCUCAUAAAAGUGCAGCAUUUUUGUUCAUGUUUGCAUAUUUCAGUAAUUCUCUACACUACAUUUAGUUUGAUCUCAGUAGAAACAAAAGUUGACAUGUUUAAACAGGUUUAACCCUCC
Messenger RNA from Nothobranchius furzeri (turquoise killifish), 2129 nucleotides. The record is from RefSeq and is a predicted model, not a curated record. NCBI's taxonomy places the organism in Eukaryota, Metazoa, Chordata, Actinopteri, Cyprinodontiformes, Nothobranchiidae.